CUUCCAUUGCUUUCCAUCAGGGGGGUUCAGAGUCCACCGCCAUUCGGCUGAUUUGUCAUCGGGGUCCAAUGUUUAGGAAUCAAGCCCCUCUGCCCUCCAGGCAUCUAUAACUGCGUGUCCUUAGCAGCCUUAUUUAAACUCCUCCAAUUCUUUCAAUCAAUCCAUCCUCAACCAUCAAACCACAAUUCCUUUCCCAAACAAUCCCAUCCACACAUCCACAAUGGCCUCUUUCGGAACCAUCUACAGCUACCCCGACAACCCCCGGGUCAUGAAGACCCAGGCGGCUGCCAACUUCAACGGCCUGACCCUCACCCACGCCGACUUCACCAUGCGCGUCACCAACCGUGAACCCUCCUUCCUCGCCAAGUUCCCCAUGGGCAAGGUCCCUGCUUUCGAAGCCGCAGACGGUACCCUGCUCGUCGAGUCGGAUGCUAUCACUCAAUACGUUGCCGACAGUGGACCCGCCGCGGGACAGUUGCUGGGUGCCACCCCGGCCGAGCGGGCUCUGAUCCGCCAGUGGAUCUGUUUCGCCGACGGCGAGCUGAACGCCAGCAUCGCCCAACUGGUUUACUGGAGACUCGGUUUCCGGGAGUUCAAUGCCAACACCGAGAAGGAGGGAUUGGAGAGGCUGAACCGCAGCCUGGAGUACCUCGAGAACCGCCUCGCUGGUCGCUCCUGGAUUGCCACGGACAAGGUCAGCUUGGCGGAUAUCUCGGUUGCAGCUGCCUUGUACUGGGGCUUCAGCAUGGUGAUUGAUGCGGAGAUGCGCAAGAAUUACCCGGGCGUGGUGGCUUGGUAUGAGCGCACCCUCGACAGCGAGCAUGUCAAGGAGGCCUUUGGUCCUAAGAACUUUGUCGAGAAAAGAAAGGAGGCCAACUAGGCCGAUGGAUCAGACACAUUAAUGAUUUAUGACAAUAGUGAAAAAAUAAUACAAUUGACGUUGUUCCAACGGA
Molecule: messenger RNA, 953 nt
Organism: Aspergillus sclerotioniger CBS 115572
Lineage: Eukaryota; Fungi; Ascomycota; Eurotiomycetes; Eurotiales; Aspergillaceae
Product: glutathione S-transferase family protein
Exons: 2
Coding region: 221-880 (219 amino acids)
Biological process (GO): translational elongation
Cellular component (GO): cytoplasm; nucleus
Source: RefSeq, a predicted model, not a curated record